AGACCGGUGCGGGACGCUUGACGUUCACUGACUGCUGUGGCGCUCCUCCACUCGUUGAGCCCGGCACGACGACCACCUCGUUGUCUUGUUGCGCGUCUUUAUUUGAAGGACCUGGUGGGAGGGUACUCGUGUCGGGAGAACCACCCGCAUCGGGAGCAGAUGCGGCCGAACCACCGCUCGGGUCACUCAUGCUCAGCUGCCACUAUCUCCCCUGCUGCGGGCCACUACCUCAAUGCCCGAUAUCUGAGUACGCGAGCGCGCGAGUAUCGGAGCCUGGAGCCCAUCACCAUUCUGUGCGGCGAGACUGUCUACUUUCAGCUGAAUAGUGACGUCACCAACACACCCUUUGGUGGACGGUAGUACGUAUCUGACGUUGAGUAGUACGUACUCUGAGUUGAGUAUGGCGGGCUGUACUAUGGCCUGAGUAGAGUAUGGGCAGCCAUACUAAACGCAACAGUAUGUUUAGUAGAGUAUGAGAAGCUAUACUAGAGUGAUAGUAUAGU
This is a messenger RNA of Ectocarpus sp. CCAP 1310/34, 503 nucleotides long. The record is from the annotation of a GenBank genome assembly. Lineage: Eukaryota; Phaeophyceae; Ectocarpales; Ectocarpaceae.